Closterium sp. NIES-65 is the source of this 1110-nucleotide messenger RNA. Lineage: Eukaryota; Viridiplantae; Streptophyta; Zygnematophyceae; Desmidiales; Closteriaceae. The record is from the annotation of a GenBank genome assembly.
AUGAGUUCUCUGCCUAACGCCCUGCUUCCCCCUGCUACCCCCUUCAUCUUCCUCUCCCCACUCUGCAUUACCCCCUCCAUUCACGUUUCCACCCACGGUGCCAUACGCCCUGCUUCCUCCUUUUCCCUCUCGUCCCUACACCCUUCUUCCCCCUCACCCCUCUCUGCCACGGGUCAACCCCCUUUCCCCUCUCAUCUGCAUUCUCCCCCUAACUUCCUAAGAAGCACAGUUUCCAUCCCUACCCUACACCCCUCUUCCCCCUUUCCACACCCUAACUACCCCCUUUCCCUUUUCUGCCCUUCCCCCUUCUUCCCCCCGUGGCCUCGCUUCCAUACUGCCGGGUUUUCCCUCGUAACUUCACUCCCUGCCAUACUCCCUGCUUUCCCGCUUCCCUCACUUGUCUACACCCUUCUUCCCCCUCUCGCUCCAUGUGCCCUCUCACGCAGCUAUCUCCAUGCUCCACCCCUUGCCCUCUCGUGCUACGCUGUCGACUGUCCUCUCGCGCCUAAAUCACCUUCUCCCAAUUACCAUUCUCUCUUUCAAACUCCAUCUGCUCCCUCUCCUCCCUCUGUCCCAUCUCCCCUCCCUGUUCUAAUUCCCCUCGCCAACACAGCGCCCUACGCGUCGGCUCCUCUACACCUCUCUGCUCAAAGUCUCCAAUCCGCGACACUCGGCGCCGCCGCGCCACUCCUUGGGGUAGGCCUCUCCGCUCUGACUUCCCUCACGCCCCACCCUGCCUUACUCCCCCCUCCGCCUUCCUUUUCUCAACCCCCUGCUCUCUCUCCUCCCGUCACAAAUGCUACUCCGGAACCGCUCCUCCCCCUCUUCGGCUCCCAGCCCUCUAUCCCUUCAAAGCCAUCUCUCCCCUCCUUGCCCUCCCUCGACCCCUUGCACUCCCCUCCCUCCCUUCCCUCCCUCCUCUCAACAAUCUGUUGCCCCUGUCCCACCGUCGUGUUGCAAUCUGUCCUGUCCCCAAUCCCACGCUCUUUCAUCUCCGUGCUCGUCGUGCCCCCUCGCUAUCCUGUUCCAACCCUGGCGACCCCCUCCAUGCUCGUCGCCCUUCCCCACCCUUUCAAACCAGUCUACCACUCUCUCCUGCCAUUAGUGUGA